AUGCUAAAUGUAACCGGGGAGCUCUCAGGUGACUCUUGGGGGAUCUUCACCUUCCUGUGCGCCGCGCUUUGCAACCUGCCGGCGCUGCCGGCGCUGAACUGCUCCGAGGAGCUGGGCGCCGGCCAGUCCAUCCAGCAGACCUACGACCUGACCCGCUACCUGGAGCACCAGCUCCGCACCCUCGCCGGCACCUACCUGAACUACCUGGGGCCCCCCUUCAAUGAGCCCGACUUCAAUCCCCCGCGGCUGGCACGUGCCGAGCGGGUCCCCAGCGCCACCGUGGACCUGGACCUGUGGCGGGGCCUGACGGACAACGCCCGCCUGGCCGCCAACUACCGGGCCUACAGCCGCCUGCUCUGCUACCUGCGGGUGCUGGACGGGCAGGUGGGCACGGCUGAGCUGCGCCAUCGCCUCGCCCACUUCUGUGCCAGCCUCCAGGGGCUGGUGCUCAGCAUCGGCGGCGUCAUGUCCUCGCUGGGGUACCCGCUGCCCGCUGGCCCCGCCGGGCCCCCCGCGCCCCCCGGCGCUCCGGCGGCCCCCAAUGACUUCCUGAAGAAGAUGGAUGAUUUCUGGCUGCUCAAGGAGCUGCAGACCUGGCUCUGGCGCUCGGCCAAGGACUUUAACCGCCUCAAGAAGAAGGUGCCGCCUGCCGUGGUCACCCUGCGGCUGGAGGCAAGGGGGUUCUGAGCACCUGCUGGGCUCCUGAGCCCACUGUGCCACCACGGCC
Sturnus vulgaris (Common starling) is the source of this 727-nucleotide messenger RNA. RefSeq names its product cardiotrophin like cytokine factor 1 (gene CLCF1). Lineage: Eukaryota; Metazoa; Chordata; Aves; Passeriformes; Sturnidae. Gene Ontology annotation, cellular component: extracellular region; CNTFR-CLCF1 complex; CRLF-CLCF1 complex. The record is from RefSeq and is a predicted model, not a curated record. Gene Ontology annotation, molecular function: cytokine activity. Gene Ontology annotation, biological process: cell surface receptor signaling pathway via JAK-STAT; positive regulation of B cell proliferation; positive regulation of tyrosine phosphorylation of STAT protein.